CUGUUUUGGAUGCAUUUCUUGGCACCUGCAGGCGCAGCUUGUCGUUGGAGCUGAACACGCAACAGCCCUUUCAAUGGCUAAUGGCCCUACAACGCGCGCUCAACACGUCCAGGGCAGCCAAUCAAAUUGCUGCAAACAAACACAUCGCCCAAAAGCGUCAUUGCAGGCUCAGACCCAGGACACCACUCUCAUUCAAUUGACUCCUCCCCGCCAUGGACCCUAGUAAUCAGCAACGCGCUCGCCUACCACCAGAAUGCAUCGAGCUGAUUGUGCAGUACCUAUGGGACGACAUAUCGACGUUGCACACGCUUCUCCUCUGCAACCGCGACUACUUUGUGCUCGUCGCACCAGUCCUCUACAGAGACCCAUUUCGACUCGUAAACCAGCAUCGAACCUGGACAAGAGAGGACAAGACCCGACGCACCGCCUAUCUGAUGCGUAUCCUUCAUGCCUGUGCCCUUACCAAACCUAGUCAGAGGGAUAUCCAAACAAAUGACUUUGACGCCUCCAGUUCCACCUCUUCAACAUUAUGGACCGCGACAGAAAAGUCCUUGAAUUCAUCUGUCCUCGGAUUGUCAUUGGGAGAAGAUGCUUCACAGUACGGAUCAGCGCAUAUCAGAGCCAGCCACGGAUCUCCAGCAUCAGCAGACGGAAUGCUCGCCACAAAGUACCUCACGCCUCUCCCGAAUCCACUGACGAUUGACUAUCUGUUCUAUUAUACGCACCAGGGACAGAUUCCUCAGGCAUUCAGAGCCUUCCAGUUCUUGAACCCGACAGUCGAUAGGUUUUCCAAGGGCAGGAUGGUAUUCGAGCAGGCGUUUGCGAAAGCAAGCAUGACUUUGUCAUUAGCGCUGUAUGGGCAUUUCCCCAGUCGGAUUCGAGUCUUGUCAAUGACGCCUUCACAAUUGGGAUGCAUCCUCUACAAGGACUUUGGGGGCGUUGACAUAGGCGCGUCGGAUAAAAGACAUGGCGUGGAGGCGCUCAGGAUGCUGAGGCGGCUGGAGCUGGAUUUUGGUGCCACCAAUUCACCUAUGCCGCGAUGGGCGGUAAUUGCUCCCUACAAUGCAGGGCAGAGCAACGAAGACUGGCUAGCACAGACGGUAGAUAUUCCGUUGGAAUUCAUCCGCGAGCAUCAGCAAUUGUUUCCUGUAUGCCCUGAAGACGAGGUAUCUAGCUCAAUUUGGAUAGGGGAUUCAGCAGAAGGAGCACCUCUGAAGGGGCCGAAUAAAGGCACAUUACUGCAGGAGCUUGUGGUUCGAGGGGGCCAUUCGACUUGGACGCCGACUCAGCUAUUGACGAACAUCGAGCCACUCAAGGUGGUGGACCUCUCAGCCUGGAACUCCGACGUGCCGCAUUUGGAACGGAUUCCUUCUUCACGCCUGAGUUCGCUGAGAAUGAACAUUGCGAGGCGCCUGGAGUUCGUUGAAGUCCAACUGCCUUAUCUGCAACAGUGCACGCAGCUGCAGGAGGUCUGGAUGCCAUGUCAAGCGGCGGAUACAUUCCAGUGGGCGAUCAAUGUGGAAAGAUCUGUUGGACAGUUUGUAACCGAAACGCGACUGCGAAGAAGGGUAGCAACUGGCGUCGCCUCGACUUCAAUUGAUGAUUCGAACCAGGCCCAAGAUCAGCCGCCGCAUAGAUUCGAUCCAGCAAAGGCGCCAAGGAUGAAAAAGGUGCGACUCUAUGGUGGCCCUCACGAGUUGAUACCUUGUCUUGAGGACGCCGCAGAUGCUUUCCGAGACACAUUGGAAGAAUUAGCAGGGUAUGAGGACGGAUACGGGCGGAGAGAUGAGUACCUGAGAAUGUCGAUUGAUUGGCCUGUUCCGCGCCUUACACAUCUGGAUCUGAGAGGCCGAUAUGUAUUCUUCUUUGAUCUGCGGUCUCUGCGACACUGUCCGGAGCUGAGGGUCGUCAAGUUGCUCAUUGAGUCCAAUAUCUCAUCUCCAAAAUCCACGAACUGGGAUCAUGAGACAAGGGCUUCGAGUCGAGGGUGCGAACGGCAAGACUUCUCGGUGUUUGCGGAGAUGAAACGGCUGGAGGAGUUGCAACUUCGAGGUACAUCAUGGGAAAUGGACGAUAUAGCGCUGGAGACAUUGAUGGGGGGACCAGGCACCUUUGUCGAUGAGGAUGGUGUCGAGCGGCAUCGAGGACAUCUCCAGAACAGUUUGAGGUACUUCAGUAUUCCAGAUGCGCAUUUACCGAGGAGAGCUGCACUGACCCGAUUUAUCCAGGCGAUGAAGAAGCUAGAGAUUAUUCAAUUGGGACACAUGCGCGGAUAUAUGGCUGAUUCGUUGCGGGAAGCUGGUGCACCGCGUCUUUUCGUGGAGAUUAGCUCUGUGGCAUAGAAAGACAU
This is a messenger RNA of Gamsiella multidivaricata, 2350 nucleotides long. RefSeq lists its product as uncharacterized. NCBI's taxonomy places the organism in Eukaryota, Fungi, Mortierellomycota, Mortierellomycetes, Mortierellales, Mortierellaceae. The record is from RefSeq and is a predicted model, not a curated record. The coding region runs from base 213 to 2342 and encodes 709 amino acids. The transcript is spliced from 2 exons.